This is a messenger RNA of Tigriopus californicus, 6790 nucleotides long. RefSeq names its product E3 ubiquitin-protein ligase Ubr3-like (gene Ubr3). NCBI's taxonomy places the organism in Eukaryota, Metazoa, Arthropoda, Copepoda, Harpacticoida, Harpacticidae. Gene Ontology annotation, molecular function: zinc ion binding; ubiquitin protein ligase activity. The record is from RefSeq and is a predicted model, not a curated record. The transcript has 28 exons. Gene Ontology annotation, biological process: protein ubiquitination; ubiquitin-dependent protein catabolic process via the N-end rule pathway. Gene Ontology annotation, cellular component: ubiquitin ligase complex; cytoplasm. The coding region runs from base 372 to 6275 and encodes 1967 amino acids.
GUGUUCUAGAGUCAGAGUGAUCCCCUAGUGUUCGUCUUGUGUUUCCGUGGAUUAUUGCCAUUCCUUGGGGCCUCAGUGCGAGCUGACCUUGUUCGGGCCCACCAUGGGCCUUCCCUCGGGACCCAGUUCAACCCUGUGUGGGUUGCCUUGAGAUCCCCGUUCCACGACAUUUGUGUACGUAUGUGCGUGUUUGUGCCACUCCGUGUGACUCCUUCAAGAGUCUGUGUGAGUCUGUGACUAGUGACUCAAUUGAGCGAUGCUCAUGGGAACAAGAAGAGCAACACUUUUGAUUGCCAAUGCUUCUCAGUGAUCGAUCCCAGGAUUGAUCUCAUUCCAGUGUUAGUGAACCAGACAAAUCAGUGCCAGUCAACAUGACUUAUGCGGAGAUUUUAAUCCGGAAAGGAAAGAGGAUGGCAGCAGCCUACGUUCAGGCUGAAUGCAACACGGCCAAAGCCGAGCCUUCGAAAAGUCCUCAGCAUCUGAAUGCUCUUCUGGAUCAUCUCCUCCAUCCCGAAAAGCCCAUCAACGACCAGGACGCCAUCGAUUGGUGUCGUUGGCUCGUGGGUGGAGGCCGAUCCUACGACGAUUUCGCAGCCAAUGUGCGACAAUAUGACAAUACAGCCAUGUGCGGUUUGGUGUGGACUGCAGACUUUGUGGCUUUCCGGUGCCGAACGUGCGGAAUCUCGCAAUGCAUGUCGCUCUGCGUGGAUUGCUUCAAGUUUGGCAAUCAUGAAGGUCAUGACUACAACAUGUUCAAAAGCCAAGCGGGAGGAGCCUGUGACUGUGGGGAUGCCUCGGUUAUGAAAGAGUCCGGAUUCUGCUCCCAACAUCACGGUGCCAAUCAGCCCAAGAAACCCGUCAGCCCUCCCCCAGAGCUCAUGUGUGUGGCCGAGAACAUGGUCCCACGGAUCAUUCUCCGCUUGGUGCAGCAUCUCCGAGUCAACACUGUUCACAGCUCUCUUCACAUUCCCGCUGAUCAAGCUCCGGAAAGGUAUGAGAAGGCCAUCGAGAUGGCGGAUCGUCUGUUGAAGCUGCUUCAUGACUUUUCCUCGUUGGGCGCGGCCAUGCGAACGGUCUUGACCAAGGCUCUCUUGGACAACGAGUCCUACUUCCGAUUGACGAAUGUCAAUGAGGACUCUGAGUAUGCCAGUUUCAUGCGACGGAGCAAUGAGUUCUAUGACGAUGCACUCCAGAGUUUGCCGAAUCCGGAUCCGCCGAGAGAAUUCCAGGAUUGUCCGGCUUUGACAGCCCAACUCCAGCAUCGGAACUUCUUGGAAGAGCUCGUCUUCUGGAUGGUGAAAUACGAGUUCCCGGAGAAACUGGUGUGUCUUUUGCUGAAAAUGCUUCCGGAUCCGGAAUACAAGGAAGCAUUCACGCGAUCGUUCGUUCUCCAUUACUCCAGGGUGUCAAUGAUGCUGGUGAGAAGUUCCAAUUCGGACAAGUUGUCGAAUCGCGUGGUUCACGUCUCAGUCCAGCUGUUUUCGAACGAGGAAUUAGCGUUGGCCAUGACUGAGUCACUCUCCUUGUUGCACAUCAUGGUGUCAUCACUCAAGAAUAUGAUGACACUGGUCCUUGUGCCCAUGGAGGUCAACGCCCCCAGUGGAGCCACUGGGCGGGGACAUAUGGUGGUUGACUGUUCCAAGCACGUCAUGAAGAACCAUUGUUACUGGCCUCUAGUGUCAGAUUUGAACAAUGUGCUCUCGCACCCUCCCAUUGCCUAUCGUUUCAUGGGUGAUAACACCUUACUCACCUUGUGGUUUGACUUCCUCAAGAUGCUACAGGGAAUGAACCUGAACGUGAGGGUCAUUGGUCCACAUAUUGAAUUCGAGCCCAAUACAUACUAUGCCUCGUUCUCGGGGGAAUUGGAGGCGUCGGCCUCGCCCAUGUGGGCAUUGGUCUCGCAUACUAAAAAUGGCAUAUCCAGGGAGUUCUCGGAAAACACCAUCCGUCAUUGUCUCAGAGCCAUCAGAGAGUGGAUGGAAGCCAUGGGAGAUAAUUCCGUCAUGACUGAUUCCAAUAAAGCUUCGUUUCAUAUCCCUCUACAUCGGUAUUUCGCCAUUUUCCUGCGACAAGUGGUCAAAUACCAAGGUUUCACUCUACAAGAGUUAUUGCCGGACACUGAAAUGCUAACCAAAAUGAUGGAACAUCCUCUACGAGUUCAGACUGCUGUGCACGAAAUAAUGUGCGGCCUUUGGGUCAGAAACGGACUUCAGAUCAAAGGUCAGGUCAUGACAUACCUCCAAUGCCAUUUCUGCAGAUCCAUGGUGGAUGCCGACAUCUUCCUCCUCCAAGUGUGUGCCACGCAACUCAGAACUGAGGACUUCUUGAGCACUGUACUGGACAGGUUCCAAAUCAAGGAUUGGCUGUUGUUGUCGGAAUUCAGUCGCAAGACAAGUUCACGCUCCUAUCGUGAUACCGACCAAGAACUACAGAUGAUCGAAUCCUCUCUGAUCUUCCUUUUGUCCCUGAUAUCUCUCCGAACCAAUUUGGGUUUGAGUGAAGAAAUCCUGGCCCGGGUUGAAAUGGUUUCUUUGCUCUGCAUGGGGGAUAAAACACACUCCAUGCUCUAUGAACAUAUGCCCGAGAAAUGUGGGACUCCAUGUCCCCUGGAACUCUUCAAUAAUGUCUUGGGCGAAGUGGCGCAAUUCAGUGAGCCCAGGUUUGAGGCCAGCGGAAACAUGCAGCAAGGGAUGUAUCUGCCCAAACCUCAUGUUUGGGAAGAGAUGUACGACCCCAUUUACGUCCUGCUUAGGGCGGUCCAUGGACGCGAGUUCCAAAGUUCUAUAGAACGGUUCAACCAUUUUGCUAAAACCCGAUAUGAAAGCGACUCGUUCCGGUCAAAGACAGUGACAAGUCCGUGGCCUCCGUGGAGGUUGCCUUCUCCUGUGGACGAUGGAUUUGAGGACCCCAGAAAAAUCCUCCAUUCAAAAUACUCACAUGGACUGAUCUUCAACCUACUUCACAAGGCUGUUCAUGGUCAAAAAAUCAAUGACUUCAUCACCUCUGUGGCCGUGCAUCUGCUCGAGUUGGCUGUGACUUAUCCUCAAAAAGAGGGAUACUCUGGCACGGAGAUUGCUGUGAGCAAACCUUGGUUCAUGUCGAGUGAGCCUGUGGAUCUGCAAUACGACACGUGGUAUCCCACCGAUUGGUUGUCGGCCAACCUUCGUCAUUUCAUCACUGUGAUAUUCUCCAAUUCUCAUGAGCCCAAUAGCGUUGAGCCGGCCCAUGGCAACCCUGACCGUCAGAGCAGCCUCGAGGAUGAUCUUGGCAGCAUUCCGGGGGAUGUUGAUGAGUCCAACACCCUGGAACCCGUCCAGAGCAUGGACGUGGAUCCUGAUCAACUAGAUGUGAUAUUGCAAUCGAUUGCAACCAAUAAUGCAGAGCGAGGUCAUGGCCAACACCUUCAACAACAGCAACAACAACAACAACAACGGCCUCCUCCUCCACAACAGCUGGCCUUAACGGGCCCUUCAGCAAGUGGAGGCAAAGAACUUGUUCCACAAACGGCCUUAACCCAAGAAAGAUCUUCAUCGUCUUCACCCAUGCUGCCCGAAAUUCAACAAGACUUUCCAGAGAUUGGUCUAACCGUGAAUCCGGCCUUGACCCAAGAUGGAGUGUUCUCCUCUACCUCAAGAUUUGCGGGACGUCAAUCCACCCGCCAAAAGAACCGUGGCAAAGUGACCUUGCUCAAUGAGAGCAUCAUAACGCUAUUGCUCAAGCUCCACUCAAAGUACUCGGGUAAACCUGACAGCUACGUCGCUUUGGACAAGCGAUCCGGACCUUCGGUGACCAAAGAUUAUCGGGAAUCUCGCGUUGGAGACGCUUGUUUCUUCAUCGAAAAGGUCCUGGAUCGGAUCCAUGAAAUGGACGAGUCGUGUGCUGAGAGCAUCGAGGCCAGUCGAAAGAUCGUUUGGCCCGACCAUCACAAGCAAGAAGCUCGAGUCGAGGAGGAAGCCGAGCGAAGGGAAACCGAAAUGAAGAAAAAGAAGGCUAAGGAACGGCAAAGGAAACUGAUGGAGCAAUUGGCUGCUCAACGGAAAAGGUUUGAAGAGAACUCUUGUCAAGACACCACUGACAAAGACGAUGAAAGUCAAAGCGAGGCGUCCACCUCUCAAGGAGCUGAUGCCGGUCCGGAUGACGGAAUGGACGUGAAACGAGAUGUCAAGCAAUAUCAUUGCUGCCAUUGCCGACUAGAAUCUCCCGCUAGUGAAGACCGACCCAUUGGUCUCGUCACUUUAAUCCAGUCAACAUCAGUUUUGGCCCACAAACAUCGCGAAAAUACUCAUCUGUUGUUGCCGACCAGUGAGGAUAUGGUGGAUUCUUUGCCUCAUCCCACGGAAGAUUCCUUGGGCAUGGAGCAUGAGGAGCGAUUCCAAAUGAUGCUUCAACACUUUGACCACCAAUCUGUCCUUUUGUCCAUGAACCGAGGAUGGAAAGGUGGGAUCCACGUGCAAUCAUGUGGCCAUCACAUGCAUUACGACUGCCGUCAGAGUUAUUGCGAGACCUUGAAACAUCAAAUGAGAGUCACAAGAGACCAGGCCCUGGAUACCGAUCAUGGCGAGUUCAUUUGUCCGGUGUGUCGACAAAUGGCCAACUCUUUACUGCCCGUGCCUCCCGAUCCCCCCAAUCUUCCCGCCACCAGGUUCGUUGGGGAUCCGAACCUGCAAAUGAAUCAAGUGUCUUCCAAAAUCCACCAGUUGCUCUCCGAAGAUUUCGUUCAUUUGAAGCCAGGUGCCACUCAGCUUCGGGCAGAGAUGUCGCACGUGAUGGAGUUCCUGACCAAGACCACGCUGCCCCAAUAUCGAAUGGACAAGACCAAUCACCCCACGCAGGCUAUCACCAACUUCAUCAGUUCCAUUGCUCGGACCAACCUCGAGGUGGAUCUCGUUCAACGAGGCGGGUCUUUGGUGGAAACCCAAGGAGCUGGGGCCACAGGGCUGAGUCAGGCUGCACACGUCAAUAAGCCUAAGUUCUGCUUUGUGCCGUUACUUCAUGUCCUUGGUAUUCAUAUGAAUGCAUGGCCGAGUCGAUCCUUGGCUGAAGAGUGGGGACAGAUCACGGGACAAUGGAAGCUGCCGGAAGGCGUAAGAACCACUCAUCCCAUGAUCCCUAAGCAGAGAGACGUUCCGUUGCUCCUUCAAGAUCCCCUUACCCUUAUGUUGCACUUCUUAUUGUUGCUACCCACCAACAUGGAGAAAGCCUACUUUGACACAAUCACAAAGGCCUGUUUCAACUUGAACGUGGUCCAGAUCUUGGUCCGGCUUACCUGUGGUCUGAGUCUCAAAGAGAGAGAUGAUCUGAAGGAAGCCUUCAAAAAGGAUCCCCAAGGAAAGUCAUUGAACUGCAACCUUGGUCAUGUCAUUUCUUUGAUGGAGGCCCAAGGUCUUUAUUUGAGUGAUAAUGAUCAGAUGUCCCUGGGAGAGGAUAUAUUGGGAUUAGAGGUCUCUGAUCUGGAGGAGAGUGCUCAAGAAUUGGCACUUCCCUACUUGAGGAUUGCCUCCUUAAUUAAGAAGUACGUCUUUGAGGAAGACAUUCCUCAAAUCUACCUAGACAACAGAGAAUUCACCCAGCUAUUGGAGUACCUGGAUCUGGCACCAUCAGCCACGCCCAUCACAAAAGUCAGUGGUGCUUCAGCUAUGGAUGAGGAUCCUCAUCAACCCAACCUGUCAAUCUGUGAUGGCCUAAAUUGGUUCCAUUCCAAAGGGGAGGAGACUGGGCCCGGUUCCAAUAAUGAAUUGACUCUCUGGUGUCAGAACUUCUUUCCAAUGAUCAAGAGUCACUGCGGGGCAGCACAAAAAUUGCUGCAAGUGAACCUGCUCUGGCAACAACCAAGCUUACUGAAGGUUCCCAAGAACUAUGAUGAAAUAUUUGAGUUCUAUCAUAAACGAAAAUGUUGCAAAUGUGGCAAGGUUCCCAAGGAUCCUACUGUAUGCCUCAUGUGUGGCACCAUGGUUUGUCUGAAGGAGAACUGUUGCCGCCAACCGGUGGGCGAGUCUCAUGUCCUAGAGACAGUCAAACAUGCGUGGGAUUGUGGUGGAGGCACUGGGAUCUUCCUUGCCGUCAACUCUUCCACAAUUGUAGUUAUCCGUGGAAAACGUGCUUGCAUAUGGGGCUCUAUUUACUUAGACAUGUUUGGUGAAGAAGAUAAGGAACUCAAGCGUGGUAAGCCGUUGUUCCUUCAUCAAGAGCGAUAUCGUCUGUUGGAGCAUCAAUGGAGGACUCACAAGUUUGACCAUACUAACCGGAAAUGGGUGAUGCAUCGGGACACAAUAUAAAUGUGCUCUGGGCUUCCACAUGAUUUGUCUACAUACCGUUAGUUAAUGAAAAGAAAUAAGUUCCUACUGACAAGAAGAAGAUCUGACUGGCAAGAGAAAUUCCUUCCCCAAGAUCUGUAUUAAAUGAAUUCACUUUUCUUGAUGUGCUUGUUUCUCAAAGAAAGCGGUUCCCAAGCAUCUAUUAUGCAAUACUGUAAAGCGUACAUGUCACAAAAAAAUUAUAUCGAUCAACUUCAAGAUCUAUUUUUUCGCCAUGAAGAACUGAACGCACCUACACAUUGCAAUGUUACAAAAUCUGUAUAUCAAGUUGCUUAAAGAAUAAACACUUUAGAUGACUGAGCAAAAUAAAGUUCUCCUUAAAUUGUUCAAAUAAUGACGAGUGCGGAGUUACCUCUCUUCGUCGCUUUAAAAAUAGGCUAAAUUGCAAAAAAAGGUUGACAAAUAAAGGAAAAAGUACAAUUCAUUUUUAAUUGAUGUCCUGAAAUCCCGGUCAAUAAACAAACUGUUAGAAUGCA